Messenger RNA from Moesziomyces antarcticus, 3105 nucleotides. RefSeq names its product glucocorticoid receptor-like protein. The transcript has a single exon. NCBI's taxonomy places the organism in Eukaryota, Fungi, Basidiomycota, Ustilaginomycetes, Ustilaginales, Ustilaginaceae. Gene Ontology annotation, biological process: positive regulation of transcription by RNA polymerase II; negative regulation of transcription by RNA polymerase II. Gene Ontology annotation, molecular function: RNA polymerase II cis-regulatory region sequence-specific DNA binding; DNA-binding transcription factor activity, RNA polymerase II-specific; zinc ion binding. The record is from RefSeq and is a predicted model, not a curated record. The coding region runs from base 1 to 3105 and encodes 1034 amino acids.
AUGGCACCCUUGCUGCUCAAAGUCAAGGGCAACAAGUCCUUCAGCCCCUUCUCCAACCUGCACGAUGAAGACUCGUUGCUCCGCACCUGGCGAGUAUGCACCAAGGUCGCUGCCCACCUCGAGCAGGGUCAGCGUCUCGAAAACCUCAGCUGGCGACUCUGGUACCUCCACGACCUCAUGGUCGAGAACGACGACGUAAAGAGCCGUCGCGAUUUCAAAAAGCUCUCCAAGUCCACCGGCGAGAAGCUCGACCGCGACCGCGGACGCGCCAUCGGCGAGCUCACCGCCCCGCCCUUCCGCAAGACCGACUCGGGCGAGGCGCUGCGCAAAAAGGCCGUCGAGCGCCAGAAGCUCCGCGCGCUCGCCGUCGCCAAGCUUCAGGGCAAGUUUCGCAGCAGCGUCGGCGCCAGCAAGCAGUCCAUGAAGGACAUGCAGUACACCUUUGCGCUCGACCCCACCGUCAACUUCAAGCAGACCACCGUCGGCAACAAGGAUGCCUCCAGAGAUUACGCACACAACCAGCGCCAGAACGCGCCCGUCGGCACCACCAACAAGUUCCCCCUCAACCUCUCCCCGCCCGCCUCCAACCCGGACGCCGCGCGCACAGACGCCAUGGAGCUCAGCACGGACCACCCGCUCGCAUUCGGCGCCGUCGACUCGGGUGCUACUUUUGACCAGAUCAUGGCGAGCGCAGGCAUGAGCAACCUCGGCACCGCAUCCGCCGGAUACCGCAUCGAGGACAUCGAGGCCGCAGAGCGCGAGCUGCUGCUCAACCACCACAUCGACCUCAACGCGCCGCUCGACAGCCUCCUCGCAGGCCUCGGCGGCAUGGAGGACGUGCAGAUGGACCUCGCCGACCUCGGCCUGCCCGUCGGCGACCUGCCCAACUUCAACGCGCCCUUCGACCACUCCUUUGCGAACCUCUCGUCUGUGCAGAGCUUCGCCGGCGGCGCCGCAGCGCCCUCCUCGGGCCCCAGCCGUCAGAGCGUCGGCCCGGUCAAGCUCAAGCAGAACAGGCGCAAAAAGACCGACCCACAGCCGCAGAAGGUGGCGUCGGAACUCGCGCGCAAAAAGGCAGAGGAGCUCAGGACCAUGCGCAAGCUCUCCGAACAGACCCAGCGCACGCACAUCCAGAACAGCUCGCGCCCAGAGUCCAAGGAGCCCAGCCCAGACGCCAGCGUCGGCAGCGUCUGGGGCAGCCAGCCCGACUGGCUCUCGAACAACAACUCGAUGGGCGCCGCUGACAAGGCGCCCGCGCUGUCGCAGAGCUUGCCCGAGGACGCGCAUCUGCCCCUCUCGGCGUACGGAAGCGUGGCGAAUGCGCAGGAUCCGAUGGGCGGCUUGCACAUUGAUACCUCCGUCUCGACGAUCCACGGCGCGCAUCCGCAGCCGUCGCUGUUUGGCGCGCGCGGCACCUCGGUCUCGGUGCCCACGACGCCGCUGCUGGCGCCCGAGGCCGGGCCGUUUCAAGGCGCUGACCGCCCCGUCGACUCGCUCUCGGCGCCCUCGUCGCCCACCAUGCGUCCCUCGCUCGGCCAUAUCGGUCGCUCCGGCUCGAGUCCGGGUCCCUCGACGAGCGCCGGCACCUCGCGCGCCGUCAAGCGCCACUCGACCGACGGCGCACUCACCUCCUCGGACGGCAUGCCCAAGCCCAAGCCGCGCGGACGCAAGAGCAUCGCCGGCUCCAUCGCCUUCACAGCGAUCAACCCGGAGCUCAACCGGAAGCCGGAUGCGCUGCCGCCGGGCAGCUCGACGCCGAGCAUCGCCACCAACGCGCAGCCGACGCAGGCGCAGUGCACCAACUGCGGCGCCACCUCGACGCCGCUGUGGCGGCGCGAUCCGAACGACCUGCUGCUGUGCAAUGCCUGCGGGCUCUACCUCAAGCUGCACAAGACGCCGAGGCCCAAGAGCCUCAAGAGCCACCACAGCCACUCGCACGCGGGGCACAUGACGCCCUCGGCGACGCCGGGGGGUGCGUCGGCGCCCGGAUCGCGUGCCGGGUCGCCGUCGCGUGAGGGCGAGGCGGGUGUGGAUGAUAUGAUGUCGUGCUACAAUUGCGGCACGUAUACGACGCCGCUGUGGAGGAAGGACGAUGCGGGACAUACCGUGUGCAAUGCGUGCGGGCUGUAUCUCAAGCUGCAUAAUGAGCAUCGGCCCGUGACGAUGCGCGCGGAUGUGAUCAAGAAGCGCUCGCGAUACGAUGAGAAGCGCGGGCGCGCGUCGACGGCGAGUUCGAGACGCACGUCGCCGCAGCCCCAGGUAGAAGGGUCGGCCACGGUUGGGGGUGGGCAGGAGUCCAUGGUGGUGGAUAAGCCCGCGCGCGCAAAGUCGAACUCGGUCACGUUUAGGCUGCAGCCGAGCGAGGAUAAGGCAGCUGCUACGUCGGCGUCGGCGCCCGGGUCGGCGGGCGUGCCCGGACCGUCGUGGCCUUCGCUUGGGAAUGAGGGCAAUGUGGCGCACCAGCUCAACGACGCGUUUGCCACGGCGAUCAAUCGGUUCUCGACGGGCGUGCCUGCGCCUGGCGCUGAUGCGGGCGAUGCACCGGCACCGGCACCGGCACCGGCACCUGCGCCCGUGGGAUGGGGCGCAUGGACGCAGCAGCAAGCCGCAUCGGGCCCGCCGUCCAUGUCGGGCUCCAACGGUACACCGACCUCGUCGGCAUCGGCCACCUCGCCGCCUGUACCUGGUGGACCGAGCCAGACGGACAUACAGACGCUGUCCGCGGCGUUCUCGGCACACCCGGCGCUGGCCUACGCCGUGCAUCAGGCGGCGGAAAAGUUCCCGGCGUUCUUUGCGCAGAACCCGCUCGGCGCCACUGCAUCCGUCGCGGCGGCGGCGGGCAUUCAUAAUCCCUUCGCCGCCUCGGCUGGCUUUGCGCAGAAUGAGGCGAGCGCUCCAGCGGCAGCAGCGGUGGAGGAUGCAGCGAUCGAUGUGGCGGGUGUGGGCACGCCGAGCAAUUUGGCGGGGCACGAUAGUGUGAUGCUCGACCUGGCGACGCCGGGUGCGGAGCGCGCCGGUAGCAGUGCGCCCGGUGUGCGCGAGGCCGACUUUGGCCGCAUGCUCGCAGGCGAUGCUGGCACGCCCCAGGCUGGCAGCUGGUGGUAG